This is a messenger RNA of Penicillium daleae, 1251 nucleotides long. Its product is annotated as T2 family ribonuclease. Gene Ontology annotation, cellular component: extracellular region. The transcript has 6 exons. The coding region runs from base 1 to 1251 and encodes 416 amino acids. Gene Ontology annotation, molecular function: RNA binding; ribonuclease T2 activity. NCBI's taxonomy places the organism in Eukaryota, Fungi, Ascomycota, Eurotiomycetes, Eurotiales, Aspergillaceae. The record is from RefSeq and is a predicted model, not a curated record. Gene Ontology annotation, biological process: RNA catabolic process.
AUGUGGAACCCGGCUCAGCAGGUGCUGGGGAUCCCAGGACCUCAGAAGAUCCUGAAGACGCUGGGUACCUGGUGGAUAUCGUCAGCUGCAGAUGAUAAGAAGCCGACCAUCGGAGCUUCGACAUCAUGCCCCCUGUCUGAGAUCAGUUGUCAAACGAAGUAUCAUGGCCAAGACACCUGCUGUUUCAAUUACCCGGGAGGCCAGAUGCUGCAGACGCAGUUCUGGGAUGCGGACCCCGCGGUUGGUCCCGAUGACUCCUGGACUAUUCACGGCUUGUGGCCUGAUCAUUGUAAUGGCGGCUUUGAUCAAUUUUGUGACUCCAAACGGAAAUACAGCAACAUUUCGCUGAUUCUGGUCGAUUCAGGCCGUGGAGAUUUGCUCGAAUACAUGACCGAGUACUGGAAGGACUACCGCGGCGACGAUGCUCACCUGUGGCAGCACGAAUGGGAAAAGCACGGUACCUGUGUCAGCACCCUGGAGACGCACUGCUACGAGGAUUACAUCCCCCAACAAGAUGUAGUAGACUACUUCGACAAGUCGGUCGAGGUCUUCAAACAGGUCCCUUCAUACGAGUUCCUUGCCGCGGCUGGGAUUCUCCCAUCACACAGCCAAACCUAUGCACUUGCAGAUGUCGAAGAUGCUCUGGAGCGCGCCCACGGUGCUCCCGUUACUGUGCAUUGUCGACAGGGAUCUCUCAGUGAGAUUUGGUAUCAUUUCAAUAUUGCAGGAAGCCUGCAAACAGGAAAAUUCGUUUCCGCGCCCCCAGAUGGACAAACUUCCAACUGUCCCAGGCGGGGCAUCCGCUAUCCGCCCAAGCGAUCAGCGCCCGAGCCGACAAAGACCACUACGUAUGUGCCAGAGCCCACGCAGACCGGAGCUCCCUUUUCAGGCAAGGGAAAUCUGAUGGUGUCCACCCUCAACCAGAGACGAGGCUGUAUCAUCAGCUAUGGAACCUGGUACGCGUCUGGGACAUGCGCAACUUUCCGCGCAAAGAAGGCGUCAGAUGAUACCUUUACUCUAAAGUCUAGCAAGGGCCUUUGCGCAUUUGAAGAUGAUGCGUUGAACUGCGGUAGUCAUGUCACUAGGGCAAGUGAAUUCGCGGUCAAAGACGACAAGCUCACAUACCUUGGCAACACGACUUUCUACGCCGACAAGGCCCCCAAGGGCCAGGUCCAAAGCACCGUCUUUGCCUCUCAGGCAGAGCAUUUGAUUGAAAUAGAAAUUACUUGGAAGUCAAAGGAUGCAUUCUGA